UCACCCCGAAGUAACGCUAGUGUGGUGUAGCGAAAAGGAAGUCCCAUCUGGAGACAGAAACGGAUUAAUCACGGGUAAAGUUACCGACGUUGAUAUAGCUACCACAUAUUAUUGUUUAGCGAACCUGGUUACUUCUAAUUCGUGGUCUGGGUUUUUCCCGUCGCUCCUCGUUCACAAAGGCUUGGAAUACGCCGGGUUUGGAUGGUCGACUGUAAACUGAACUGUCUGGACUCACCUGCCAAUCUCAAGUCAGCCGUCUACGUUAGCUAGUCCGCUUGUUCGCUGCGGUAGCUAGCUGAAGUAACGUUCUUGGUAGAUUUAACCAUUGUUACUGUACUUUAUGCGUUUAACACGAAGGCAGCCCUCGAGUAUUACAUUUGAUUUUCUAGUUACAUGUCUUCUUUGCUUGGAACAAACCGGCAGUUUUCUUAUCAAGCCAACGUUACACCCACAAGUCGCAACCUCCUGUUUUAAUUAUAUACGCUAGCGGGGUAGUUUGCUAGCUGGUGUAAGGUACGUCGCCUGGAAGCUAGUCUGCUGCGUUAGCUAGCUAGCUUAACUCACUUUGAGUAGUAUCAUCCGUCUAGCUAGGAAGCUAGCUAGUUAAGUUAUUGGGUGCUGGUGACAUAGAUCGGAUAGACCACUAUUACUGGCGGGGUUAGUUCGCUAACCUGGCAAAGAGACGGGCGAAAAAGAGGAGGCGAAAUAAAGAGAACAGACAGGCCAACAGAACUAACUAACGUUGGUUAUCAUUUGUGGCAACCAUUUAUUAGCAAUCACUAGCUGGGAGGUCAGCUGUCAUAGCAACAACUAGCUAAUGUAGUUGGCUAGCUAUCCAACUUGACAACUCAUAUCAUAAACUAACGUUAACGUCACUGGUCAGACCGACCUCCCUUCGAGAAAGUGUCUCUAUUUGCUUGGACGUUGUUGUUCGCUAAGCAAAUUUGCAAUCUCCAGCGAACUGCUCAUCAAUGUCAGGAAGCUAACCCAGUUUCUGUGAAGCUGUUUCAAGUGUCAGUUAUAUCCCAGGAGCUGUACAGUACCCUAGAUAGCGAGCUAACUAGCGUGCCACACAUGGACUGAUUCUGAAUUCGUAGCUAGUUACUGUACAUUUAUAUAUUUUCUACGAAAACACAGUAUACCUGAUAAUAUUUCUAGUUAUAUAGUACCAUCGAAACACAGGCAUGAGUAUCGAAAUACCCGUGGGAUUGACGGAACUGCUGCAAGGCUACACUGUGGAGGUGCUUAGACAGAGGCCACCGGACCUGGUAGAAUUCGCCGUGCAGUAUUUCACGCGCUUGCGGGACACCAGAAGCCAAGAUGGGGCCAGUGCUGCUGUCAAGCUCGGUAAAGGAGUGGUGUUUGAUGGGGAGCCUAUGCAAACAGAGUCAAAUGGAGACGAAGACGGGUCAGACGAGUCUGAUUUCGAACCCCCGCCUCCCAGCAGAUACCACCGCAGAGUGUCAGUGUGCGCCGAGGCCUUCAACCCAGACGACGAUGACGAGGUGGAGGAGCCGCGGGUGGUGCACCCCAAAACAGACGAGCAGCGCUGUCGCCUGCAGGACGCCUGCAAAGACAUCCUACUGUUCAAGACCCUGGAACAGGAGCAGUUCUCAGAAGUGCUGGAUGCUAUGUUUGAGCUACGCGUUCAGCCCCAGGAGCACGUUAUUGACCAGGGAGAUGACGGUGACAACUUCUACGUUAUCGAGAGAGGCGUUUAUGACAUAGUGGUGCAAAUUGAUGGUGUAGGGAAGUGUGUUGGCCAGUAUGACAACAAGGGCAGCUUCGGGGAACUGGCACUGAUGUACAACACCCCCCGUGCUGCGACAAUCAUCGCCACCCAGGAGGGGGCGCUCUGGGGCCUGGACCGGGCCACGUUCCGUAGGCUCAUUGUGAAGGCCAAUGCCAAAAAGAGGAGGCUGUACGAGCAGUUUGUAGAGUCUGUCCCCCUACUGAAGUCUCUGGAGUUAUCCGAGAGGAUGAAGAUUGUGGAUGUAUUAGGAAUAAAGACAUUUUCAGAUGGAGAGCGCAUCAUCGUUCAGGGGGACAGAGCAGAUUGUUUCUACAUUGUGGAGUCUGGAGAGGUGAAGAUUAUGAUGAAGAGCAAAACGACGAAGGCCAACCAGGAGGAUAAUGCGGAGGUGGAGAUCACCCGCUGUAGCAGGGGUCAGUACUUCGGGGAGCUGGCCCUGGUCACCAACAAGCCCCGCGCUGCAUCAGCGUACGCCGUGGGAGAUGUCAAGUGCUUGGUAAUAGACAUUCAGGCAUUUGAGCGACUGCUUGGUUCCUGUAAGGAGAUCAUGAAGAGGAACAUCACCCACUAUGAGGAGCAGCUGGUGGCUCUCUUUGGCUCCAGCAUGGACCUGAGAGACUGACCACCCUUCUCCGUGCCUUACACACACACACACACACACACACAUUACAUUACAUUAAUGAACAUAUAAAUAGACAUUGAGAUACCCACACUUGAAUAAAAUAAGUUUACCCUGACACAGAUUUUCUAGUUCAACACACUCCUUUAUAAGCUCUCCUAGGUACACACACUUUCUACUCACCUCUCCAAAUCACUCAUAGAAACACUGUCAGUUGUUUGAAACUACUUCAGUCUCUCCACAUUAGUUGAAAAAGCAACGUCCCUGCUACGACCACUCUGAUAACACCACAUCAAGGACUCCUACAUGCAGGCUUUCCCUGUCACAUACAUACACACGCAUACAAACACGCGCGCACACAACGCACAAACCUCAGCCAAGGACACAUGCGUAAACAUUCACAGACACAGGCUGAACCACACUUGCAAAAACAAACACCUGGUGAUAAUGAAAAUAAGUUUAAAAAAAGAGGAAAACUCCAAAAAUACAUUUAAAAAAAAUAAAAUGAGUUUUAGAAACAUUUUAUGAAGAUAAACAGAAGCUUUGAUAAAAUAUUAUUUAAAUAAAGUUUCCUCUUUGGGGUUGAGUCCUUUCUGAAAGCUCUCGUACUGUUGUUGAUUGAUUCAGUUAGUGCCGGUGAUCACCACAAAAAGACCCUAUGUUUCAGGGCUGUUGUCAUCAUUAACUUUACCUGUUGUAUUGAUUAAUGUAUUAUUAUAUAUUCAUUAUUUUGUUUUACUUUGGCCAAUUCAGAUAAAGCACCAUCUCCUACAUUGUAAAACAAAAAUAUAGUGCUUAUUUCUCCUUGAUCAUUCUGAAUGAGUUGUUCUGGAUAAGAAUAAAGCAAACAUUUUGUUAAACUG
This is a messenger RNA of Esox lucius (northern pike), 3235 nucleotides long. It is a transcript of the gene prkar2aa, whose product is annotated as protein kinase, cAMP-dependent, regulatory, type II, alpha A. The transcript has 11 exons. The record is from RefSeq and is a predicted model, not a curated record. Bases 1185 to 2375 code for a protein of 396 amino acids. Gene Ontology annotation, cellular component: cAMP-dependent protein kinase complex. Gene Ontology annotation, molecular function: cAMP-dependent protein kinase regulator activity. Gene Ontology annotation, biological process: regulation of protein phosphorylation. NCBI's taxonomy places the organism in Eukaryota, Metazoa, Chordata, Actinopteri, Esociformes, Esocidae.